UUCUCGUACGGUACACAUCGUUAAAACGUCUGGUAACACACUUCUCAACAGCCGUCGAUAUUAACUUAUCUAGUUUACUCUUUAUUCUACCGAAGACUUGUAAUUUUACGUUUAGAUUGUAUAGUGAUGAAGUCUACUGAUGUUUCGGGAGAAAUAUUUACGAUAUCUUUGAAAAAUAUUAUUAGUAGGAUAUCUCUUUAAUCCCAUUCUGAACAUUUCAAGAAAUUGGUGUUGUAACUUAUCUCACAGCUUAGAGUCCAAAGGAGGAAACAUGUAUUUAUUUUAUACAGUUUAAAGAUAAAUGUUGGGAAUUGUUUAGAAGAUUCAUCAAUUCUAACCAUAUUGCUUCAUUUUUGAAUUAGUAAAACAACAAAAAAAUACGCAAUACCUUACAGAUAAAAAAAUACAUAACGUAUCAGACCUAUACAAAAGUGAGACUAAAGAUUUAUACUGAAGCCUUGAUACUGCUCAUCUCAACAUUUUUGAAGAUAUUGCACAUCAUUUUCAAAAAUACUUCAAAUAUUUGGUACUAAUAACAGUACAACACCUUAUAUAGGUAGAAAUUUCCGUUUCUUCAUUAGAUUUCAUGAGAUUUGCGAUUUGGGAACAGUAAUUGACAAUAGUUUUGCUUCUGCUCAAAGUUUCACCGAUUAGUGAUCAUUUUUAUCAUUUCCAGAGACGUUGGUGUGGUUUGGUGUGGUUUAUUAAAUUUAACUUUUGAUGUAAAACGUCAUACGCUUCUCUCAUUGGUUUUCGUGGCAUUUAACACUCACUUGACGCUUAACCACGGUUAUCUCAAGCGAGACGCAGGAGUUAACUUUGAAUUUGUUCGCGAAAAAGUUAGUUUGAAAUUCCGCCGUCAAGAGUGCGCUAGCGUGUGGAAUGCCUCUGCAUUCUAGUUUGUCUACGUCACGCAAGAUGGCGCAUGCGUCAAGUUCUGAAGCGCAAAUUGGUAGCAAACAGAGGAGUAGAGGUGGAAAUACAGCUGUAAAAUGGCUGAAACCCACGGCUGUGAGUAAUGUUUCUUCUAAAAAUAUGGCCGAUAAAUCACCAAAUCCUAGUAAAAAUGUGUCAAGAGUUCAUCGAUAUGGACCACGAAGGAAAUCUAAUAAGGUAGCAACAGCAGUAGUUGAUAAUCAUUGUGAAACUAGUGAUAAUAGUGCUCCAAAACCAACUCCAAAGCCAGUGACAGAGAGGUUAGUUAUUGGUGGGGAAGAUCAUGUCGUUAAAAACAGUGAACAAUCAUCGUCACCGAAGAAGACCUCGACAACUGUUGAUAAGAAAUCGCCGAGAAAGAAGAAAACUUCAAAAAUCGAUGCAGAAAUUCUAGGACCUCCCGCCCAGAGACAAGACGGAGAUGGAAGUUCCCAUUCGGACAAGGAAGAGGACCCUGAGAUUGAGGAAUUAGCAAGAUUGCGAUGCCCUAGCGAAAGGACAGAAGUUAUUGCUGAAAGAGAAAAUAGACGAAAAUCUAGACAAAGGAGAUGUGCCGAUUAUCCAGGAUUGGCCUUUGGGUCAUCUGUUUUCAGUUCUGACACUCUCAUGAAACUUAGUGUCAUCAAAAAUGAAUUACACAACAUCCUCAAUUCGCAACUAAAAAGGGCCGAGAGUGAGGUGGCCGCCCUCAACCGUCGCAUCCAGCUGUUGGAGGAGGACCUGGAGCGGUCAGAGGAGCGUCUGGCUACCGCCACCGCCAAGUUGGCUGAAGCCUCACAGGCCGCCGACGAGUCUGAACGGCAACGAAAGAUUCUUGAGAAUCGCAGCUUGGCUGAUGAGGAGCGAAUGGACGCCCUCGAGAACCAGCUGAAGGAGGCUCGCUUCCUUGCUGAGGAGGCCGACAAGAAAUAUGAUGAGGUCGCCCGUAAAUUGGCCAUGGUUGAGGCUGACCUUGAAAGAGCAGAAGAACGUGCUGAGUCAGGAGAAUCGAAGAUUGUUGAGCUUGAGGAGGAACUCAGAGUGGUCGGUAAUAACUUGAAAUCGCUUGAGGUCUCAGAAGAAAAGGCAAACCAACGUGAAGAAGAGUACAAGAACCAGAUUAAGACUCUCACCACCAGGCUGAAGGAGGCUGAAGCCCGCGCUGAAUUCGCUGAAAGAUCAGUGCAGAAGUUGCAGAAGGAGGUUGACAGACUCGAGGAUGAGCUCGUUAUUGAGAAGGAGAAAUACCGUGUCAUUGGAGAUGGUCUGGAUUUGGCGUUUGUUGAAUUAUAUGGAUAUUAAAUCAUUUUCUAUUAUAUUAAAACAAAAAAUCAUCAUUACUCCAUCAAAAUAUAUCAAAACAUGGUUAAAAUGUUGUUUUACAUCAACCGUAUAUGUCUAUAAUACUCAUGAAUUCUUUCGAUAUUAUUUUUUAUAUAUGUUUUAUUCUUUAAAUAAGACACCUAAAAUUGUAUACAUGUAUAUGGAUUAGGUUAGGAAGCCUGACCUAACAAACCCUUUGGUCUCUUUGAAGAUAUUCUAAAAUAUUUCAAAACAUUGUUCUAAAUUGAACAUAUUAAUACACAUCUAUAGUACCCAUUAUAUUCUACUUAUAUUAUUUUUGAAUAUGUAUGUGGGUUAGGUAACAUAAAACCCAUGAUCAGUACAAUAUAGUAGGUACCUACCUAAUGAUAUUAUUUUUUAGACAGUAAUAUAUGCAACUUUUCCCUUAUUCUACUGCAUUUUUUCAAAUCGUUUUGAAAGGGAAUAUAUUCUACUAUUUUUAUUUUCAUAAGUUUAUACGCCAUUGUAACUUUUUAAUCUUGAAUUUUUCUGAAAUUCAAAUUCAUUUUAUAAAAUUGAUUGAUUGAAAAAAGUUUGCUGCAAGACAAUGUAAGCAAUAUACUAGCUGGUUCUAGACCAAUUUCUUGAUUUUUAGAUGUUUCUAGAAUCAUGAGCUAUUUCUAUUUAUAUUAUUUUGUUCAUACAUCAAUCAUUUAUGAGUUCAAAUUCAACAGCUCUCUUUCCCCGCCAACUCAUUUAAAUUUUAUUUUUGUUUAUUCAACUCUAUUAUCUAUGUACUGUAUAUCCAUUCAAUUUAUGUUCACUUCCAUGGGACAUAAUAUUAUGAUAUAUGCCGCUCAUUCUAGUAAAACAUCAGUGCUAAUAGUAUAUUUAUCUAUUUUAUUAAUAGUAUUUUGUUAGUGUGUGUGUGUGCUUUCUCACAUUGGACUUUUCCUAAACUUGAAUUUUGACUCACAACACAAAUUUGUAGCUGAGUUUUGUAGCUCAAAUUUUGCAAUAUCUGUCAAUUUUAGUUUUGUUGCAAUUUCAAUUAGGAAAAUUUACAUUGAUUAAAGUAAAUUUUUGAUAGGAAAUACUCAACAUAAUAUAUAGCAAUAAAAUUGAUGAAAUCAUGUGCUUCAAGUUGCUAAUCUUAAUUAAUUUAUUAUCAUCUUAUUUUAUGUUGAAAUUGUCAUAAGUUGUUGUUAUUGCGUUAUAAUUUAUAUAUAAUAUAUAUUUAUUCAUGAUAUUUAUUAAAUUAAAAAUUGAAAACACGCACGCUGGUCGAUCUAAAUUAUUUAAAUCAAUAAAUUAUGUUUGUCAGCAAUCACUUUAACUUAUUUAUUUAUAUAUCUUUUUUAUUGAAUAUAUUAUAUCUGAUAAUUAUGUAUUUUUUCAUGUCACGCUAUUUAUUAUUAUAAUUAUUAUACCAUAUACUCCCAAUAGGCCUAAUUCUACAAACAAUUCCUAUUCUUCCCAUGAUAUUUUCAUCUUUUAUUUUUACUUAAUUUGGACAUUAUUUCUAUGCUUAUUUUAAAUGACUAUCUGUAACAAUAUGUUCAAAUUGCAAACUUUUUUACUAAUUAUUGGAUAAUAUUCGGUCAUUGUCCUCUUGCAUUAUUCCAUAAUAUAUAUCUUUAUCAUCUUGAAUUGAUGUUGAAAUAAAAGAUGAUUUUAAAAUUUUA
Nilaparvata lugens (brown planthopper) is the source of this 3884-nucleotide messenger RNA. Its product is annotated as tropomyosin. Lineage: Eukaryota; Metazoa; Arthropoda; Insecta; Hemiptera; Delphacidae. Gene Ontology annotation, biological process: muscle contraction; actin filament organization. The record is from RefSeq and is a predicted model, not a curated record. Gene Ontology annotation, molecular function: actin filament binding. The transcript is spliced from 8 exons. Bases 883 to 2217 code for a protein of 444 amino acids. Gene Ontology annotation, cellular component: actin filament.